ACGGGUUGCAAUUUGGUGGUAGAACACGAUCAGAAAUCACUACUUCAUCUUCUUCUCUUUCGAGGAACCCUAAUUCGAGAUUUGGGCGAAUAUGAAUUGCGAAGCUUGUCAGCUAAAGGAACUGGAAGUGGAAUCCUUCGAGAUACGCGAGGUUCUACGCUGCAUUCUGCAUACUAUAGUCUUUCAUCGAGCACUUGGUCUUAUCCGCCCUAAAGAUGUCGAUUUGGAGCUUUUCGAGAUCACUUACGUACAAUGCGGAGAAAUAGAAGUGGAGAAGAAAAUUGAUGAAAAGAUUGAGCAGCUCAUUACCUGGAUUGACAAGCACCCCAACAAGAAAUGUCAGAUAUGUCUAUCGUUUUAUGAAGUCAAGACCAAACAGCCAUCCUGGUUCACUAAUAAAAUUGAACGCUCCUACUGGGAACAAUGGCAUAUCAGUCUGAAUGUGCUUCUCCCUACUAAACCCCCUAUCGGAAAGUCUCACCACUCUAAACUAGUUGUGGACCCUGGAGAGGAGUCUGAGGAGAGAAGUUCACGUAGGACACUGCUUGAGCAAUCCCUUCAAGAAGUCUUGUUCCAAAUCAUUAAAUUCGUUAAUGAGAAAAAGGAUCACGUUCCUCCUAUCAACGAUGGUGUUAUCUACUGCCCCUUUGAGAUCACUUUCCCUAGUGCAUCGGACUCAACCUUUGGGAUGGAUAUGCUCAAAAGGAUGCUCCACAGUGGUAGUCAUCCAUCCAUGCUCAGUUAAUUUCACAUUAUCCACUUCAACUUUCAUUAUUAGUACACUUUGAUGUUAAUGCUUGCAGCCUAACUCUUGUGUGUUUCCUACAUCCAUUUCGUGUGUAAAUAUAUGUAACAAAGUUCAUUUACUUUUAAUACAGAUUAAGC
Molecule: messenger RNA, 885 nt
Organism: Eruca vesicaria subsp. sativa (arugula)
Lineage: Eukaryota; Viridiplantae; Streptophyta; Magnoliopsida; Brassicales; Brassicaceae
Source: the annotation of a GenBank genome assembly